Messenger RNA from Drosophila willistoni, 2258 nucleotides. RefSeq lists its product as uncharacterized. The transcript has 2 exons. The record is from RefSeq and is a predicted model, not a curated record. Lineage: Eukaryota; Metazoa; Arthropoda; Insecta; Diptera; Drosophilidae. The coding region runs from base 1403 to 2104 and encodes 233 amino acids.
AUGUGAUCUUCCAGAAAUGGUAGUGCAGUUGAUUACACUUGCUCUUUACGAAUUCCACACCAACAGAGUCUAUCCAUAGUAUAACUUCAUGGUUUAGACAGAUGUUUGUGAUAUUGUCUUCCGAACAUGGAUCCAAUAUUUCUUCAUUGGCCCAUUUAUCAGUAUAAGGGCCUUUGUUCUGUUUUUCAAGGAGCUCCAACACAUCAACCAAACAUGACUGCACAUUUGGCCCAAUAACUUUGGCUCGUGAUAGGCGCAAAUAUGUUAUAAGAUCAACCGCCUGGUAGUCUUUGAUUAAGCAAAGAGUUUCCGAUACCCAAUCCAUAGUCCAAGAAAACUCACUUGAUAGACGUCCCGCCACACCAGCAGCAGGAAGUUUUGUCACUGAACCUGUGUCAAUUCAGGAAAUCGUGGCCGCAACAAGCACACUAAAGCCGAGUAAGGCACUAGGACCAGAUGCCAUCCCCAACCGGACCCUCAAGCUGGCAAUGGCGUUGCGCCCAGACUCAUUUUUGGAGGCAUACAAUAAAUGCCUAUAUGAAGGAGUUUUCCCCACGAUCUGGAAACGGCAAAAACUGGUUCUGAUCCCGCAACCAGGGAAACCCACAGGAACGGCCUCAUCUUACAGGCCCAUCUGCCUGGUGGAUACUAUGGGCAAAGUUCUAGAGGAUCUUAUAUGUACCCGGCCUCACAGAGCCAUAAAUGCCGGAGGGGACCUAUCGUCCAAUCAAUUUGGAUUUCGCAAAGCCAAAUCGACGGUCGACGCCAUUGGUUGCCAAGGUUGUCAGUAUACCCGCGGCAGCCAUAGAAGGCACUCGAUGGAAGCACGGGACGAAGGAGUACUGUCUGAUUGUCACGCUAGAUGUUAGAAAUGCUUUCAAUACUGCAGACUGGGGAUGUAUUUUGGACGCAUUAUACAACUUUGGAGUCCCAGAGUAUCUACGCGCAAUUAUCUGGAGCUACUUCGAGGACAGGCAACUGUGCUUCAGUACAACGAACAUACUCGGUUUCUGCAGGGGUACCCCAAGGCUCCGUUCUGGGGCCGCUGUUGUGGAACAUUAUGUAUGACGGGAUCCUUCGCUUAAACCUGCCGGCUGGCUGGGAAAUUGUUGGAUAUGCUGACGAUGUCGCUCUGGUCAUAGUGCUACGGAGGAGAAGAGUGAUCCCAAGAAGAAGAAACCAACCAUAUCAUGUCUUCAAGGAUCUCAAAAAAUUGGAACAUUGACUGUAAUUGCUGAGGUUAAAAUUGAUAGUGACCCCUCAGAAAAUAAUCCGGAUGUCGAUUAUAGUAGCGAUUCAUUAGAAGGUGCAGAUACGUGUCCAGAAAGCCAAAAAGUGUUUCCUAAAUGAAAGCGAUGAGAGUUUAGAGAAUGCUUCGGAGUCGUUACAUGAUGCUUGCGGUAUGGUUAAAUGUGAUAUGAAGCCCAGAGCUCCAUCACCUGAAAUGGAUGUUGAAAUGACAAUGCCCCAGGAAAAAGGAACGGCACCUUUCCUAAGAAUUUUCCCCGAGAACAGGCAAUAUAUUAUCGUGGUUUCAUCCGACUGCAACGACAGAGUUUAUUGCAAUUUGCUGAAAGAUUUUUUUCCACUGCAGACCGGCGAUGCAAUUUCUUUGCCCUUUACCAUGGAAUAUCGGCAUACCGUUGGAUCAUUGUCGUUAAUACCCGCCAUAUCCACCACGAGGUCGACAUCUGCGACAUUGCCGUCUGUUGUCAACAUGUCACAUUGUCUACUAGAAAUAUUUGGUCUCCAUGAUGGCCCCAAAGAACAAAUGUAUCGGGCCGCCCAAUCCAUGGUGUCGAAGUUGCCAAAGAAAUCCUCCAGCAGAGUACAAAAGUUCUUGGCACAUUCCACGGACGAAACGACCAAAACAAGGACUAUUUCCGGGCCGCAGUCCAUUUUCCUCAAUCAGUUCUAUUUCAAUUUCGUAUUCCUAUUUCACGGGCGCGAUCUGGAUUUAAUGUCGCAGCCUCCUAUACCACAUGCUUCCACCAUACCUCCUUCAGACGAGGUGCUUUGCAAGCUCUCCUCACUGGAUUCGAAAACCUGUCUAAAACUUGGUUCCACAAAAACUCGCCGCUUGAUCCAGAGGAGAGCUCAAUGACAGAAGACUGCUUACCUUCGGUCGACUGAGUUCAGCACCUUUAUGAACAACUGAAAAAGGACAUUCUUCUUGGAACUAUCUGCUUCAAGACGAUGUUGCAACCCCAAUUGAUCAAUCAAAUCUAUUGCAGUUAAAAAUAUAAAAAUUAAAUACA